Molecule: messenger RNA, 945 nt
Organism: Clonostachys solani
Lineage: Eukaryota; Fungi; Ascomycota; Sordariomycetes; Hypocreales; Bionectriaceae
Source: the annotation of a GenBank genome assembly
AUGUCUAUCUUAAGCCUACCCAAUGAACUCAUCCACCUUCUACUUAUCAAUUGCAUCCUUUUCCGAGGCGUUGUGCGCGGUCUCAGAUUGAGGCUGGUGUGUAAGCGAUUUAACGAGUGCUUUAUCCCGGCUCUUUAUAACUCACGUAUCCUCGAUGAUGUUUCUGCCCCUCAAAUAGGCCGCCACUGGUGGAUGCGUGAUGAUCAGCAUGGACCUAACAGGCUCUGGCAGCAGUAUCUUGUCGCCCGCGUCCUUGGCGAAGCAGAUCCAGAAAGACUGAUAUAUGGCACAUUCACCCCUCCACCGUGGAGCAAAUACCUGAGCAGCCUCCCCAUCAUCUCUAUAGGUAUAUUCGCCAACCAAUACUUCUCCCGCACACCAGCCAUAUACGAUUUUAUUACCGAUAGUUUCUCUUAUGAUACCAAUACGGAGACCGAUAAGCAGAUUCGGCAACGCAAUCAGAUCGCACAAUACGCUCGAUACGGCAAUGUGGUCAUGGUACGCCAUGUUUCCGGCCCCAGUUCAAAGAUCAGGGGUGGUACCCGUGGCAGAUAUGGCAAUCCUCUCUACCAAGCCUGUCGCGGAGGCUAUGAAGAUAUAGUCGAUUUUCUGCUCGAUCGGGACGUGGAUCACCAUGGCCAGGUGCUUAACGCGGCCACCCGGGCUGGAAGUGUAGAGAUCGUUAGGAAAAUUCUUGAGCGUGAAAUAACAUUUGAAACAGACUUCACCCCUCGUGAGAUUCUGACAGAAGUUAUCAAGUGUGAGAAUUUACCUAUGCUCCAUUUGAUUUUGGAACAGGGGUAUAACGUUACUUUGGGACGAUAUGAUGAAGCAAUGGAAAUGGCAGUGGCUCAGGGGCUUGAGUCAAUGAUAGAUUGUCUAAGAGGACUUGAAAUAGUAGAAGACCCUCCCUACUUCUCAAACCGGACGAGUCAUGGCAGAUGA